Molecule: messenger RNA, 2181 nt
Organism: Vairimorpha ceranae
Lineage: Eukaryota; Fungi; Microsporidia; Nosematidae
Product: condensin complex subunit 3
Exons: 1
Coding region: 1-2181 (726 amino acids)
Biological process (GO): mitotic chromosome condensation
Cellular component (GO): condensin complex; condensed chromosome
Source: RefSeq, a predicted model, not a curated record
AUGAAUAUUUUAGAAGGUAAAGAAAAGCAGAUACAAAAAUUACAAAUUUUAUUUAAUGAAAUACAAAUUUGUGAUAACAAAAAAUUUAUAGAAAAUCUCAGAACUUGUAUAUCUCUCCUAAGUCAGAACUAUUCACUAGAUGUUCUUCUUUCAGUGAUUUACCCUAUUUUAUUGUGCAAAAAGUCGAAAAUUCCUACAAAAAUAGUGCUUUUUUUAAAAAGACUAUUCGAUGAAAUUGUUCUUGAAGAAGAAGGUAAAUUGUCUGUUUUAAAGCUGUUUGACCAUCUUAUAUCACUGGUAAAUUCUAAGACUACUAGAGUUAGGAAAAAUAUUAUCUUUCUUUUAAAUAUUUUAUCAGGCUUUAAUUUUAUAAAUGAAAAAAUAAGUACUGAAAUUUUAAUAAAAAUUUCUGAAAGAUUAUUUGAUAAAGAAAAAAGUGUAAGAAAGGAAACAAUACUUUUUUUGUGUAGAUAUCAAAAUUUUGAUUUAAAUGAAAGUACGAAAAUAAUUAGUCUAUUUAAAAAUAUUAUAAGGUAUGAUCCAAGUAAUGAAUGUAGAAAAAUAGCAUUUGAAAAUCUUGAAAUAAAUCUCUUUACGCAUAACUGCAUAAUUGAAAGAUGUUCUGAUACAAAUUUAGGUAUUAGAAAUAUUUUUUAUAAAAAAAUGUUAGAAAAAAUAAACAUUAGAGAAAUAAGAUCUGAUAAAAAAAUGUAUUUAUUAAAAAAAGCUUUUACGGAACGGGAAAUCAAUAGUACAGAAAUUUUUGUGAAUUGUUGUUUACUUUAUUAUGAUUUACCCACCGAAUUUACCGCUUUGAUAGACGACUUAUAUAGUCCAAGUACUUUUAAACUAUUAGAAAAGCUUAUAAAACAACUUUUAAAUUUUUUAGAUUUUAAUUUAGAUCCAAUUAAAGUUUUUGAAGAUUCUUCAUUAAGUAAUUUAUUAUUUUACUUUUUCUAUCUGUCACAUAUUGAAGAUACGAAAAGUAAGGAUGAACUAAAUUUAUUGGAACUUUCAAAAUAUGUAGAAAUUUUAUAUAACUUUAUUAAAAAUGCACAAGAAGAUGUCGAAAAAAAAGAAAAAUGUAAGAUUAUGUUCAAGAUAUUAAAUUUUUAUGAUUUUUUUGACGAUGAAUCUAGAAAAAUAAUUAAUAGUACAAUUUAUAAAUCAAUAAAAAAUGGUGCCGAAGAUGACAUUUUAGAAGAAGCAAUAAAAAUUGUGUAUAAAAUUGAUCCACAAAGUGGAGACAAAAUGUUUGGUGCUUUGAUUCAUAAACAUAUAGAUACUUUUCCUAUUUUUGCACUAAAAAUUAGUAAAUAUAUUUUUAAAUAUUCUGUUGUUGUAAAUAAAAUCCACGAGGCAAUAAUGAACGAAAUAGUUUUACCUUACCAAGAACAAAAUCUAGAAAAAGAUCAAUUGAUAGCGGAAUUACUAUUUUUUUAUCAAUUAAUUGAAUCUAAUGAUGAUAUUUUUGAAUUAUUUAAAAGUUACAGAAAAAAAUGUAAAUUUUUUUUUGAAAUGUCUGUAGAUCUAUCCCUUAAACUUAAAUGUGAUAAGUAUCGUCUUUUUGCACAAGAGAUUUUUUUUGAAAAAAUAAAUACGAAUGAUGCUUCUGUAUUUAUUCCAGGUUCUAAAUUGAUUUUAUCUCAGCAAAUAUUGGAUGAGUCUUUAAUUUUAAAGUAUGUUAUAUUUGCACUAUCAUUUUAUUUCACAGAAGAAGAUGAUCAUAUACAACAAUAUCUAAACGUUUUCUUUCAUGAAUAUUUUUUAGAAGAUUCUUCUUACUUAAUAGAUGCAUUUUGUCCAGUAUUAGAAAAUCUAGAUAAAUCAGAAAAAUAUUUUAUCGAUCGUGUAUUGUAUUUAAUAGAAAAUUCUAAAAAGCAAAAUGGCACACAAAUUUUAUUCUAUAAGAUAUGUGUAAAUCUAUAUACUAUUUAUGCCGAUACAAAAUUAGGAAAGAAAUUUCUUUAUGUUUUAUCUAAAAUUAAUAUAGUCGGUGCCUGGAAUACAAAUCUAACAAAGAAGAUAUUAUUCUGUUGUACGCAAUUAAUAAAGAAACCUUCUGUAGUAAAAAAAAUUACAGAUAUUACAAGCUCUAUUAUGACAAUUGAUGAUGGAGAGCCAAUUUCACAAGAAGAUUUACAGUGUGUUAAACAAGAUUUAUGUAUUUUUAAAAAAUAA